GAGGAAAGGGGGAGGAGCCUGGUGGCGGCGGCCCCUCCCUCUGGCAGACAGCUUAUGAGCCUGCACCUUCUGGUCUCCGGCCGUUCUUCCUGAGGAUUGUGCAGCGUGAUUGCGGCUCGUUGUGAGGAGGUGGCGGGCGGCUUGCAGUGAGCGUCGUCCUGGCCUGGGGACAGUCAUGGCGGAUUACUUGAUCAGCGGUGGUACUGGCUAUGUUCCAGAAGAUGGUCUUACUGCUCAACAGCUUUUUGCUAAUUCUGAUGGACUAACAUACAAAUCAAAAUAAAUAAGUGUAAGUCUGUCACGGUUGGCUGCAUGUUAUGCCGAUAAUGGAGCGGGACAGUAGCACCAGCAGUGAGGUUACACCACCAGUUUGGUUACAAAAGAAUUCAGAAUGUGACUUUUUGAUUCUUCCUGGAUUUAUUGAUUUUACUGCAGAUGAAGUGGACCUUACUUCUGCAUUGACGCGUAAGAUAACGUUGAAGACUCCUUUGAUUUCCUCUCCUAUGGACACAGUAACUGAAUCUGAUAUGGCCAUUGCCAUGGCGCUAAUGGGAGGGAUCGGGAUUAUUCACCACAACUGCACACCAGAGUUUCAAGCCAAUGAAGUCCGUAAAGUCAAGAAAUUUGAGCAAGGAUUUAUUACUGACCCUGUCGUCAUGAGUCCCAACCACACUGUGGGAGAUGUGUUUGAAGCUAAAACUAGACAUGGAUUUUCAGGGAUCCCAGUGACCGAAACUGGAAAAAUGGGCAGCAAACUAGUGGGGAUUGUGACUUCAAGAGACAUAGAUUUUCUGACAGAAAAGGACUACACUACCUACUUAAGGGAGGUGAUGACCAAACGUGACGAACUGGUUGUCGCUCCAGCUGGUGUCACCCUGAAAGAAGCAAAUGAAAUCUUGCAGCGCAGUAAAAAAGGAAAACUGCCAAUAGUGAAUGACAGCGAUGAGCUUGUCGCUAUAAUAGCCCGAACUGAUCUGAAGAAGAACCGAGAUUACCCUCUUGCAUCGAAGGACUGCAGAAAGCAGCUGCUGUGCGGUGCUGCUGUUGGGACCAGAGAAGAUGACAAAUACCGUCUUGAUCUUCUCAUGCAGGCUGGAGUUGAUGUUGUUGUCCUGGAUUCAUCACAGGGUAAUUCCGUGUAUCAGAUAAAUAUGAUUCAUUAUAUCAAACAAAAAUAUCCUGAUCUACAAGUGGUUGGUGGAAAUGUGGUGACUGCAGCACAAGCAAAGAAUCUCAUAGAUGCCGGUGUUGAUGCUCUGCGCGUCGGUAUGGGGUGUGGAUCCAUCUGUAUUACCCAGGAAGUUAUGGCCUGUGGAAGACCCCAGGGAACCGCAGUUUACAAAGUUGCAGAGUACGCCCGCAGAUUUGGCGUUCCAGUUAUGGCAGAUGGUGGAAUUCAGACAGUGGGACAUGUUGUGAAAGCUUUGGCUCUUGGUGCUUCUACAGUGAUGAUGGGCUCCUUGUUGGCUGCAACCACAGAAGCGCCUGGUGAAUAUUUCUUUUCUGACGGUGUGAGACUAAAGAAAUACAGAGGAAUGGGGUCACUGGAUGCCAUGGAGAAAAAUACUAGUAGCCAGAAAAGAUAUUUCAGUGAAGGGGACAAAGUGAAAGUGGCUCAAGGUGUGUCUGGUUCUAUUCAGGACAAAGGGUCCAUCCAUAAAUUUGCACCAUACUUGAUUGCAGGCAUUCAACAUGGCUGUCAAGACAUAGGGGCCAAAAGUCUUUCCAUUUUACGGUCCAUGAUGUAUUCAGGAGAACUGAAACUGGAAAAGAGAACAAUGUCGGCCCAAGUCGAGGGUGGUGUCCAUGGUCUCCAUUCUUACGAGAAGCGGCUAUACUGAAACUGGGAGACGUAGCCAUCGGCAGUCUAUUCCAAAUGUCCCAACUCUGGUCCCAACUGAACCUACGUGAUGUGUUGAAGAGUCCCUCCUCUGUUUUCCCCAAGCACUUCGCCUUUUCCCUUCUCCCUAUAAUGCAGGAAAUCCAACUCGGCAAUGUUUACCUACUCACUGCGUGGCAUGGUAUUUGCACUAAGGACACCGUUCUGUGGGUGCGCCGGAGAGACUAUUUAAAGAAUGGAACACCAAACUACUGCCAUGCUGUCGUACUAGCUGUUUCUUCUCCUAGAUUAGCAAUGCUAAUAGUCUUGUUACAUUCGCAGCACCUGCUCAUUCUUUUCUUUCUAUAAAGCCCCUUUGUAAAGGCCGUGAACUAUACAGUGCUAUGGAAGGUUGCAAUAAAGGAGCACACAAUCUGCCACUUUUUGGACACUCCUAAUAAUGUGAAGUAUUGGAAGUGAUACAGUAGAAUAAUGCUGACAAUCUGCUGUAUCUCCAUUUAUUUGCAUCCCAUGUUCUGACUUCAGAAUAAAAGUAAUCUAUCAGUUUGCAAUAUAGUACAGCAGAGAUAGAAGAGCGUACCAUAGUAUGCACCAGUGGUUGUGAAAUAUUUAUUAAAGGGUUAUUCCAACCAUAUCCAUUAGCCAUGCCAUAAAUGUCUGAAAGCUGCAGGUCCCACCUCGGGGACCUGCAUGUAUCUCCAAAAUGAGUUUUUCCCGUCCUUCCUGUUGAGGCAGAGAUUAAAUGCCUCACUAGGUAGGUCAGGGUAUUGCCCCAUUCGGCAGAGAAGUGUAGGACAUUUAUGGCAUAUUUAUUGAGUCCAAGGUGGGAAUACCCCUUUGAGCACCCAUGAUUGGUUUUAUGUUUGUUUAGCCAUUCAUUAUUGUGGAGUUGUGCAGCAGGGACUGUACACGCAUCAGCUGUAAGUUUCACGUUCUACUUCCUUGGUCACUUUGCUCAUUACUGGAAGCUGUUUUAAAUGAAUGUUACAGGUUAGAGAUGAACUAUUCUAAGGAAGACCUUUUAAGAAAGAAUUUUCAUACCUAUUUUGUAUUUUUUUUGUUGCAAUUCCUUACAUCUAGUGAAUUGUGAGCAAUAUAUCUAUUAUAUAUUUAUUACCAUGUCUUUAAGCUGAUGAACAUCAAGCAAUAAAUCUGAGCUUCGCCUGCCA
Messenger RNA from Bufo gargarizans (Asiatic toad), 3009 nucleotides. RefSeq names its product inosine monophosphate dehydrogenase 1 (gene IMPDH1). The transcript is spliced from 16 exons. The coding region runs from base 318 to 1841 and encodes 507 amino acids. NCBI's taxonomy places the organism in Eukaryota, Metazoa, Chordata, Amphibia, Anura, Bufonidae. Gene Ontology annotation, biological process: GTP biosynthetic process. Gene Ontology annotation, cellular component: cytoplasm. The record is from RefSeq and is a predicted model, not a curated record. Gene Ontology annotation, molecular function: IMP dehydrogenase activity.